This is a messenger RNA of Thyridium curvatum, 1671 nucleotides long. RefSeq lists its product as uncharacterized. Lineage: Eukaryota; Fungi; Ascomycota; Sordariomycetes; Thyridiales; Thyridiaceae. The transcript has a single exon. Gene Ontology annotation, molecular function: protein binding. Bases 1 to 1671 code for a protein of 556 amino acids. The record is from RefSeq and is a predicted model, not a curated record.
AUGGCGUCGCCCGAUGUCCCGGCCCCAGCUGUGGCCGACAUCGAAGCCAAGCUCCCUCCAGAGGUGAUGUCCCAGAUCUUCAGCCAUCUGGACUCGCCGGCGCCCUCGGACCUGCGCCUGGGCGACCUGCCCAAGGGCAGCAUGUUCGAGUCGUCCCCCACACCCCUCAAGCAGGUCUCCCUCGUCUGCAAGCGCUGGCGCAAGAUCGUGCUCCCCGUGCUGUUCCGCAAGGCCAUCUGGCACCUCGACCGCUGGGAGCUGCUGCUCGUCGAGCCCAAGCCGGACCAUGUCGCUGCUAUCCCCAUGCUCGCCUGGCUGCGCCACGCCGAUCUGGGCCGCUACGUGCUGUCCUGGACCAUGGUCGUGGGCGACAGCUACGGCGGGCAGUACAGCCUGCGCAUGCGCGACGGCGCCUCGAGCACCGUCCACACGGGCAGCCUGUCCAACCUGCCGGAGCGGCCGUUGCCCAUGGGCUCUGAGGGCUUCCUGCCCGACACCGCGACCUACGCCGAGAAUAACAACUGGCUGUGGGACGCCGUCUUCUCCGUCGUCGAUCCGCUGCGCUUCACCAUCGUCGCGUCGCCUAGGAUGCUGACGUCGCUGAUGUCGAGGAUGCUCUUCCUCGGCGACUCGUGGGGCUUCCAAGUCCCCUACCACAUUCUCUCCCUGUCACGAGAGGAGUCGACGAGGACGAUGCCGCCACCCAGAGACGAGGGUAAAGCGCCAGAGGCGAAGCCAACAUCAUACGCUCAACCGUACGCCGACUCCUGGCCCGAGCCGGCAGAAUCGUCCUCCUGCGCGGAGAAGAAGCGCACCCGCGUGGCCUGCAAGCUCUUCACCAUGCGGCCCUGGUCCGCGGCCCUGCUCAACGAGGGCUCCUCCAUGCGCAUCUACCGCAUGUACGAGUUCUUCCUCAAGCGCCCGCCCUCCAUCCUGGGCGCCCUGCUCGGCGCGGAGGACUUCCCCAACGACGAGCCGCUCCUGCCGCCCACCGUCCGCGAGCUCUCGUACGUGGCCGUCUUCCCGCUGUCGAGCCACUUCAACACGCUGGUGCAGCACCUGCCGCCGCUCGACAAGCUCUUCGUGCAGCUCGUGCCCCGCCCGGAGAGCGGCGUGCUCGACGACCCGGAGCAGAUGCGCGGGCUCGACCCGGCCGACCUCUGGAUGGAGCGCAACACGUGCUACUCGCUCGUCAUGCACGAGAUGCUCGAGCCCGGCUCGUCGGCCAUCGUCGCGCCAACAACGGCGGCGGCAGCGGCGGCGGCGUGGAAGGGCCUGCGCGAGUUCGAGUCGGGCGACGCGGCGGACCGGGAGGCGUGGGCCAUGGCGGCCGAGUACGUCCAGCUGGCCGGGCGGGGAUGGCGCGUCGGCGGCGAGGGCGUGUUCCUCAAGCGUGGAAGUGGGGAGAGCGGCGACGGUGGAGAUGGUACCGAGGGUGGGGAGGGCGAGGAUGACUCCGACACGGACGCGUCUUAUGACAGCCAGGAGGAGGAAGACAGUUACAGUGGCCCGCCUCAUGCCGGCUGGGGAGGAAGUGGAGCAGGAAACAAUAACUACAACCACCACGGCGCGCAUCCUGCAGCAAAUGGCGGCGGCGGCGGCGGCGGCUCGCUCUUGUCAGUACAAUCCCUGCAACAGUCCCUACUACCGGCCAGCUGUUAUGUCAUGUGA